GGAAGGAAGAGGAGGACAAAAGAGGGCAGCUUCUGCAAGAUCUUGAGAUGUGUGAAGACUGCAGAAGGCACCGCGCAUCAGCCACCACCACCACCUUUAAUUCCUGCCUCCAGCCAGCCUCCCCCAAACAACCAUCCACCCCCACAGGUUUGCCAACUCCACCGUCUCACCAUCAUCGUCAUCAGCUCAUCAUCCAGGAGGAGCGACGAGGUAGAAAUCAAGCAGCCGGCGACGACCCAGCUGCUGCCGCAAGCCAUCUUUGAUCCUGUCGGAUCGACCGCAUGCGGCGGCGGCUCGGUGCAUCCAUCUGAGAUCACCGCGGGGAGGCACUGCACCGGAUCCAUCGUCUAUAUCCAUGGGGAGCGGCAAGGCGUCCCCUGGCGCCGGCGAAGGCGCGAGCGGCGGCCCGCCGCAGCCGGGCGCCGUCUGCUGCAUGUGCGGCGACAGCGGCCUCCUGGCCGAGCUCUUCCGCUGCUCCGCCUGCUCCGUCCGCUCCCAACACACGUACUGCACGGAUCGGUACCCGAAGGUGGAGUCGUACGGCACCUGCAACUGGUGCCUGAGGGCGGACCGCGGAGGCGUGGCUUCGACUUCGUCGUCGCCAAGAUCCGCCGGCAAGGCGGUGUCUGCCCGGUCGUCGGCUGCUCACGGUGACACAGCCGGCGGCGGCAGAUCGACCAAGGUCGCCGCCGCUCGUGGCGACUUCGCGUCGUCGAACCUGAGCAAGCCUAUCAAGAAGCAGCAGCCGCUGCAUCAACGGCUCCUGCUGCGGCGGUCGGCGUCGGACCUUAGCAGCCGCGUCCGCGACGCGCCGCCGCCGUCGCCCGGCGUCGCGCGCGGCAGGCCGAGGGUCCGGAGGUACAAGCUCCUGGAAGAGGUCAUCACUAGCUAGCUACCCGUGUGUGUGUGUCUGUUGCCGAUCGAUCAUGUCGUGGAUGUGACACGUGUGCGUAUUAGGUGUGUAUACUACGUGGAUCUUGUAGCUGCUAAUCAGAGUGUGCGCCGUGCAGAUCGAUCAUGUGAUAGAUGUACGAGCAGCUAUUCUCUCUAGAUCGAUCGUCUCGGUUAGUUAACUAGCUGUUCAUAGAGAGUUCUGCGUGCAAAUAAAUAAAUUCUGGCUAUAUGCCAGUGUCGUCUAAUCUCGAGCUUAAUCAAGGGAAUUAAAGAGAAGGCUUCUGUUA
This is a messenger RNA of Panicum virgatum (switchgrass), 1181 nucleotides long. RefSeq lists its product as uncharacterized. Lineage: Eukaryota; Viridiplantae; Streptophyta; Magnoliopsida; Poales; Poaceae. The coding region runs from base 356 to 892 and encodes 178 amino acids. The transcript has 2 exons. The record is from RefSeq and is a predicted model, not a curated record.